Molecule: messenger RNA, 1035 nt
Organism: Symbiodinium sp. CCMP2592
Lineage: Eukaryota; Dinophyceae; Suessiales; Symbiodiniaceae
Source: the annotation of a GenBank genome assembly
AUGUUCCUGUCUCAGCGUGCCUUCCUCUUCGCACUCGGAGCUCUCAGUGCCCUUGGAGCCAAGAAGGCCGGGGACCUGAAGCAAAGCAGCAUCUACCUGAACCAGCUGAUGGCCUUUGCCACCAUCUCCAACACGAUCCUCGCUGCCGUUUUGCAGACCCAGACGGCGAAGGACAUCAAAAGUGAAGCCGCGAACUUCUUCUUCAAUGCGGCUGCGCACACGGCCGAGGCGGCUUCCGGACAAGGAUCUUUACGCAGCGCCUCCUCGCAGUGCCUCUUGUCCUACGUCGGCUUCGAGAAGACCAUAUGGGGCGCUCACCUACUGGAUGUGGCUGUGGCAGCCGGGCUGAUUUCAUUGCUGUCCUUGAUGAAGGAUUCUCGUGCUGCGCUCAUCGCAGGCAUGAACUGCUUCCUGCCCACAAUAGCUGCCGACUUUGGGAAGUAUCUGGUGUGCUACCGCCUGCGGCGCGAUCAGGGCCUUGAGUGCACUUUCCUCCCUGGAAGUGGAGGACUCGCCAUGGCGACGCAGGUGGUGGGGGGCUUCAUUCUGUUUAUGGUCGCCGCUCUUUGGACAUGGCUCAGCCUUUCCAGAUCCGACGAGGAUCCUAAACCCAGCCACGUGGUCUUCCUGACCAGCAAGUACCAGCGCAGAUACUCGCUCUUCGAGACGGAGCGCUUGAUCAGGAAGACGCUCUUCACGUUCAUCGGCGCUUUGCUGCCCAUCGACUCCUCCCCAGCGUUGCAGAUGGGCUGCCUAGGCAUUGUGGUUUCGGUGUCGCUGUUUCUGUACUGCCGCUACAAGCCUUACCACUCGCCGGAGUGGAACUGGAUCGAAAUCUGGUUGCUCUUCGCUGCGACGGUGAUGAUCACGAGUGUGUCCACUUUGCUUGCGAAUGAGUUCCAUUGGGGGCAUUCGGUACCCACUCAGCAGUCGAUCAUCUUCGCAACUGCAGGCAUUGCGGCGGUGGCAAGUGCCAUCAUGGCUUUUCGAGUGAUCCAAGAGCUGGUCCGGGAACAGAGGCAAGCAGCCAAGUGA